Molecule: messenger RNA, 1862 nt
Organism: Annulohypoxylon maeteangense
Lineage: Eukaryota; Fungi; Ascomycota; Sordariomycetes; Xylariales; Hypoxylaceae
Product: acid protease
Exons: 5
Coding region: 196-1524 (442 amino acids)
Biological process (GO): proteolysis
Cellular component (GO): fungal-type vacuole
Molecular function (GO): aspartic-type endopeptidase activity
Source: RefSeq, a predicted model, not a curated record
UGAGCUGUUCCGCCGCCCAGCCGGUUCAUAGCCACCCAUGCGUGGUAUUGGGGGAGGAAGACGAGAUGUACAAAUAGACGCCAUAGCUCGCUCGCAGAGCUGUUACUAGCUCUAGGGAUCAUCUGCAUUCGCUACAGUGGCAGUGUCUAGCCUUCCUUUCUAAUUGCCAAGUUGGACCAAAUUUUCUCCUACAGAAUGGCCGGGUUCAUAUUACAAGCCCUAUUGGGUGGUUUAACCCUUGGGCUCGGGGCUGCUAUCCCCAUCGACAACAUGCUGCAAACCCGUAGCUUUGCUGCUCAGGCCGGCUUGGCUAUUACGGAGAAUUUCCACACCCUCGCAAGAGUCCAGCGGCAGCCAGGCCUCUCACGGACGUUCGAUGUUCUUCGUCAGAACCGAAAGAAUAAGGCCAUUGCGAAUGACCUCGUCGAUGACCCAAAUGACCCAGAAGGCGUCGACACCCUGAGAGCCGAAUUACACCAGGUUGAAUAUAUCAUGAAAGUGGGCUUCGGUGCAGAGCAAUACUACAUGAUCCCAGACACAGGCAGCAGCGACACUUGGAUUAUCUCAGAUGGAUUUCAAUGUUUGGAUCCCUAUGAUGGACAGGAUGUACCGCAAGAAGAGUGUGCUUUCGGUCCAUUGUUCAAAGGGGAUUUCCCGGAUGGAAAAAUUGACAAUCAAAAUCUAAAUAUUUCAUAUUUGAGUGGCGACUACUUAAAUGGCCCUAUGGGAUUUGCAAACAUCACUGUGGCCAACGUCACCAUCCCCAAGCAGCAAUUUGCUCUUGUGAAUGUAGCUGCAUUUGGGGGCGAUGGCGUAUCGAGCGGUAUCCUUGGCCUUGGUCUAAGAGGACUCACAGCAGCCUUCACGGGCAACGACCCGCGCAACGACAGCAUAGACAAUCUCGUAAAUUACUCACCCCUUGUCGAGACCAUGGGCACGAGUAAGGUAGCGGAUCCUAUCUUGAGUUUCGCUAUGUCCCGUGACGAGAACCGGUCGUUUAUUGCUUUUGGUGGCGUUCCUCCUGUCAAGACGGGAGAGUACACCACGGUGCCGAUUCAACAGGCUACUACGACCUCUGGCAAGACAGAUUAUUUCUACUAUGACAUUGCGAUCGACUCCAUCUCCUGGAACAGUACUACGAUAAAUCAGACGGCGACUAACCUACCAUAUCAUUUAGUAGAUUCGGGCACGACGAUUAACUUACUCCCGGGUGUCGUGGCGGAAGCCAUAAAUAAUGCGUACACGCCACCUGGUCAGCAGGAGGACAGUAUGAUAUGGAGUGUAGAGUGUGAUGCCAUACCGCCGACUCUCGAUAUCGUGAUCGGUGGAAAGGCAAUCCGCACCCACCCAAGCAGCAUGAUACUACCCGAGACAGCGGCCGAAGGCUCUAAUCGCUGUUUGUCCGGCAUUGGAUCCGGCCAGACAGGUUCCUAUAUCCUUGGCGACACUUUUAUGCAAGAAAUUGUUGCCGUAUUCGACGUUUCGGAUAAGAAGGAGCUGAAGUUUGCUCAGAGGCUAGAUUAGGUUAGACAGGUCGUAGUUGAUGUAUCCAGCUAAGAAUUGAAUAUGUACCACCAUAGUUAACAAACUACCUAUUUAUUGUUUCGACUAUUUGUCAAAACUUAUAAUUGUCAUGAAAAAUAUGGUUUAUUACUCGUCUUACCAAAAAGGGGUAGCAUGUAGGAUGGCUCAAAAAAGAGCCAUGUCACCUCUCAUUCCCAUAUUAACACCUGGCGUGUAACGAGAAUUGGAGAACCCAGCAAGCAGAUAUCAACGAUACCGUUCACCUGUCCAUUUGCUCUGGUCCGUGUAUUCCCUACGCCCCUUUCAAGGAAACUCAUCUUCUCCAUAGUCUGAUUCGU